This is a messenger RNA of Drosophila kikkawai, 486 nucleotides long. RefSeq lists its product as uncharacterized. The record is from RefSeq and is a predicted model, not a curated record. Gene Ontology annotation, cellular component: external side of plasma membrane. NCBI's taxonomy places the organism in Eukaryota, Metazoa, Arthropoda, Insecta, Diptera, Drosophilidae. Gene Ontology annotation, molecular function: carbohydrate binding. Gene Ontology annotation, biological process: biological process involved in interspecies interaction between organisms.
AUGGCCGCCAUACGAAUUCUGUUGAUAACCCAAUUCCUCGCCUGCCUGCUGGUAUUGGUUUCGGCCUGCCUACCACCACCAGUUUCUGUUAAAAGCUGCGUUCCCUUUCUGGGUAUAAGCAAAUGUGUCAAUCCGCAUAUUGUGGAGCCGAAACUGCCGCCCAGAGAUAACGCUUGCUGUGGACCCCACUGCAGCUAUAAGGCACUGGAGCCACCGGGAUGCUGCAGUAACGACGUAACUGGAAGAUGUCUCCUGGACACCCACUGCGGCGGCAACGUGGCCUUCUAUUAUACGAAGAUCUCAGGCUGCAAGCUGCGCAGCAUGAAUGCAAACAGGCUAGCGAAGGGUCUUGCACGUUUGAUAUCAUUCGACAUGAACCAAAAAACUUGCGAGGCUCAGAAUUUAAAGUGUGGUGUUAAUUGCUGCUGCCGCGAGACCUGUCCCAAAAAUUUCUGUAAAAUUCAAACUGUAACUAAACCAUUGUAA